AUGGAUUCAUUCCUCUAUGAUCGAUACACGCAGUUUCCCAGUCUCAACUAUGGGACUGAGGCCGUCCCUUCGCAAGCCUCUGCUACUUGGAAGUUGGACAAUAUCACCGAUCUCGACAGACUGAUUCUCGCAUGGGCGUCUAUAUUAAGUCGGUUGAGUGAAGAAGAAUUUCCAGUCAUCCAAAUUGAUGGAGCCGCCGCGAGAAUACAUCUAGAAAGUGGCCAUAUAGAGAGUGUACAGAUUGAAAAAUCGGGCACUGAUUCGGGUAGCCGUACUGCAAUAGUCACUUCGGAUACCCCUAUUACCAGCGAACAAUGUCAGCUAGAGAUCAGGUAUACCCCGCAUCAAUUAAAUGGGUCAAUUACAUCUAGAGGCUGUACCAGUGUCAGGUAUCUGAAUCAGCUCGCUAGAAAUCUAGAGAGCCUUCUCCGAGAGCCUCUCCCCCUCUCAAUAAUCAAUCCAACGCCUUUGAUCUUACCCGGCCCUCAUCUUUUCCAUGAAAUGGUUCGUCACACUGGUAAUGAGCCAGCAAUCUCGUUCCUUAAUGAAAGUGGUGAAGUAGAAGCUUUAAGUUAUGAGAUGCUUCACUCUCUCUCGGAGCAACUGGCGUCUCACCUGGUACACACCCUAGCCUCUCUUCCACCCCCAGGACAGCACGGGAGAAUCAUACCUGUGCUUCUUCCCCAAUCUCUAGACCUAUAUGUGGCAUGGUUGGCGAUUUUAAAGGCCGGUGCGGCUGUCUGCCCAUUAAACCUUGAUACCCCAACGGAACGGCUGAAUUUCAUUGUUGGAGAUGUCGACGCUCGCGUUGUCGUCACCAAUGAGGAGCUUACUAGUGCCUUCCACAAUAUCGAAACUUCAAUCACUAUAGUCAAAAUGGAAGAUAGCAAGACCUUUGCGCCAAGUUGUCUUUCUGGCGUGGAUGUUUGCAAUGAAGAUUUGGCAUACGUCAUGUAUACUUCUGGUUCUACAGGACUGCCUAAAGGAGUGGGAAUAUCGCACCAGGCUGCUGUGCAAGCGUUGCUAGCACAUGACGAAAUAAUCCCUGGAUUCAGGAGAUUCCUUCAGUUUGCAGCUCCUACAUUUGAUGUCUCUGUUUUUGAGAUAUUCUUCCCGCUUUUCAGGGGUGUAACUCUCGUGGGCUGCAACAGGCGUUUGAUGCUAAACGAUCUCCCUGGUAUCAUCAACCAACUGAAUGUCGACGCUGCUGAACUUACUCCAACCGUGUGUGGAGAACUUCUCCAAUCUCGAGAUGCUGUGCCGUGCCUUAAGCUUUUGUUGACAAUCGGCGAGAUGUUGACAAGGCAUGUGGUCGACGAAUUCGGUUGUUCAGAGGAUAGGCCUGGAUUAUUGCACGGAAUGUAUGGACCUACGGAAGCCACUAUCCACUGUACUGCUGCCUCUUCAAUUCGUGCCGGCUCACUUGUUGGAAACAUUGGUACACCUUUCAAAACUGUUUCUGCUUUCAUCAUUUCUAUGGACCACAUCGUUGGUCAGGAACCGGUGAUACUACCUGUUGGCCAUGUCGGCGAGCUUGUGGUUGGAGGCCCACAGCUUGCUCGGUACUACCUUAACCGGCCGACCGAGAAUCGAAAUGCUUUUAUUGAUUCUAAAACGUAUGGACGUUUAUACAGGACCGGAGACAAGGCCCGUCUACAUCCCAGUGGUGAACUCCAAUGCAUGGGUCGUAUAUCUACGGGACAGGUCAAACUUAGAGGUCAACGAAUCGAGCUAGGGGAGAUUGAGAACGUGCUCUUGAAAAAUCAAUACGUGAGAAACGCCGCCGCCUGUGUUAUUCAGGGAGCUCUCGUUGCUUUCCUAUCGGCGGACGUCGCACAUUGUACUUCCAGAGAUCUGCAGUUGACCUGCCGACGAUCCCUGCCGAAAUUUAUGAUCCCUGGGAACUUCGUCAUCCUCAAUAAGCUGCCUCGCCUCCCAUCUGGUAAAAUUGACAGGAAGGGUCUAGAGGCGGAAUACAUACUAUCGAAGGACGUCGAUCAAACUGAUCUGGCUGAACCAGCAGGUGACAUCGAACAGAAGAUCUCCGUAUCCCUCAACUUGCUUCUGGAGUCAUCCAUUACCCCAACAGCAAGCCUUGCGUCAGCGGGCCUUGACUCCCUAAGGGCUAUUCACCUUGCAUCCUCUUUACGGAAAGAAGGGGUCUUCCUGAACGCCUUGGAUAUCCUAGAAGCCGACUCUAUCCGCAAGAUGGCUGCCUUCGUCUUGAAGUCACAACCUGAGAUGACUGUGGUUCCCACUGAAAGUGAGCCACUAGCGAUGUGGAAUACGAUCAUCCAACAAGGGCGCGAAAUGUUGAAGCUUACUGAGCAUUUACAGCAGCCAACCGAUAUAAUUCCAUGCAGCCCAAUACAGACUGGAAUGCUUUUGGAAACGAAGUUAAAUCCUAAGGCGUAUUUCAAUUCUGUUGAACUGCAGUUCGAUUGUGGUAUUUCUCUAGAAGAAGUUAAAAGUGCAUUUAUAAACACUGCUCUACAAAACGAAGUUUUGAGAUCAGGGUUUAUUGAAAUAGAUUUUCCUGGAUUCCCAUACGCCCAAGUCGUUUGGGAGAGUCUUCAUCCCGACCAAAUCAUAGAGUCAAAGAUUAUUGACCAUGACUUAGAGCUGCAAAAUCAGUGGGAUAUAUUGCAUCCACUCAAAGUCCAACUCUGCGUCAUUGAUGGGCGUCCCAAAGCUCUGGUUCAUAUCCAUCAUUCAUUGUAUGAUGGCUGGUCCUGGGAUCAGAUCAUGCGGGACUUGGUCUCAGCACUUGAGAAUAAACAACUAACUCAGCGGUCACAAUACCGACUCUUCACCCUUUUCCACAUAAAUAAUCAUUCCUCCGAGAUUAGGGAGCAAGCUUUAAAUUAUUGGCAGUCUCAUCUCCAGGGCUCUACACCUUGCCUAUGGCCUAAUUUUCAAGAUAGAUCUGAUCUUCCAAAAGCCUCCAAGGUUGUUGAACGUCAGUUGAAUCUUGACAUAGAUCAGCUUGAUUCUUUCGUUCGGGAUUUCCGAGUAAGUCGACAGAUCAUCUUCCAGGCAGCCAUUGGAUGUCUACUUUCGGCAUACCAUGGCACUUCGGAUAUUAUCCUUGGGAACGUAUCUGCUGGCCGUACCCUUCCUAUAGUUGGCAUUGAAAACAUUGUGGGACCGUGCAUCUCGACGCUUCCUCUAAGACUAAAUCUCCGGAAAGCUCGAACUGUCCGUGACCUACUUGCAAUUCUUCAUGGUUUGAAUAAAAAGUCCCUCGUUCACGGAUUUGUUCCCCUUCGAGACGUAAAACAAGUCUCCGGAAUUAAUACGGCUGAUCAGCUAUUUGAUACCCUUUUUGUUUGGCAAGAUAACUUCACCACUACCUGUGGACCAAUAGCCCAAGUCGCAUCGAGAGAUUUCCUUGAGUUCACAUUGACUACUGAACUUGGAAUUCGAGAUGGCAAAAUCCGGGCAAAGGCGACGUUCGAGGAAUCAAUCCUCCCGGAAAGCCAGGUAGUUAUAUUUUUGAAACAAAUCGAAAGUAUAGCCAUGACUUUCCUUGAGUCUGCCGACAGGCUAUUAGAGGAGCUUCCAUCCCAUCUUCCGAAAUCCUUGCUUUCAACAGAGAAUACUUUUCCAUCGCCCUUGAAAUCUGUUCCUGGCCUAUAUGAUUCAAUUGAAGAGAUCGCGAAAAUAGACUCAGAGAGGAUUGCUGUUGAAUUUCUAGAUUCUUUAGACCUGGAAACAGGAGAUAAAGCUAUAAAAACACUGACAUAUUCGGAGUUGGAUGCACAAUCCAACAAGUUUGCUAGUCAACUCCGGAACCUUGGCGUUGUUGAAGGUAAUUUGGUUGCAAUAUGCCUCGAGAAAUCACUUGAGCUUUACAUCUCUAUUCUCGCUGUUAUCAAAGCAGGAGCUGGAUAUGUGCCCAUAACACCACAGACGCCGAUAAAGCGAGUGAAGCACAUUAUUCAAGAAGCAAGCUGCCGCAUUUGCAUAGCGGAUAGUGAAAUCCUGGCCCAACUAUCAGAUUUCCCAAACACUACGACAAUACUGGCCAAAAACCAAAUGUUGGUGGAGAAUGCUCUAUAUGAGUUUACAAAAGCUCCUGGAUCUUGCCCUGCAUACGCAGUAUUCACAUCUGGGACCACUGGCACGCCAAAGGGAGUUCUUAUUUCACGUUUUAACCUGGAGAGUAACAUUGCUGUUUUGUCGGCACUAUAUCCUGAUUUUCCUGAAUCAAGAUUGCUUCAAGCAUGCUCCCAUGCUUUUGAUGUCUCUGUGUUUGAAAUAUUUUUUGCCUGGAGCAGAGGAAUGACCUUAUGUUCUGCAAAGAACGAUGUAUUGUUCAGGGACAUUGAACAUGCAAUCCGCACCCUGCGAAUUACUCACCUUAGUAUGACUCCAACCGUUGCUGCUCUUGUGAGAGCGAAUAACGUGCCGCUGGUUAAAUUCCUUGUCACUGCCGGUGAAGCACUGACACCGAAAGUCCUGAUGGACUGGGCAGGGAAAGGCCUAUGGCAAGGCUACGGUCCAAGUGAAACCACCAAUAUUUGCACGGUCAAACCGAACGUAUGUAUGUCUCACUUCAUAAGCAAUAUAGGGAGAACACUUCCGAACACGUCUGCGUUCGUACUCGCGGAAGGAGAAGGGUUUUCUCUUGUCCCACGAGGAGCCAUGGGUGAGCUAUGUUUUGGUGGGGAUCAAGUGGGUAUUGGAUAUUUGAACAUGGAAGACCUCACACGGCAGAAGUUUUUGGUCCAUGAAGAAUACGGACGGAUUUACAAAAGCGGCGACUACGGGAGACUCCUCCCUGAUGGCUCAAUCGCCUUUGUAGGUCGCCGCGAUGACCUAGUGAAAAUUCGAGGCCAGCGCAUUGAACUGGGCGAAAUCAAUAGUAUUUUGAUGGCCCACGAAAACGUCAAGGAUUGUGCAACAAUCGUGUGUGAUUCCAAUGAUGGGGACAAUGGAGGCAGCAAACAGUUGAUAUCUUUUUGGGUCCCUGAUAAUAUCAAUAUCGACGGACUUGGGCAGCAAGAAAAUUCUCAUAUUUUCCAGCAACUUUUUGACCAUAUAGGCGACCGAUUGCCUAGCUAUAUGAUCCCACUCUUCCUCAUACCAAUAAGUCAUAUUCCCAUGACAACCGUCGGAAGAAAAAUUGAUAAGGAAGCCUUGAAGUGUAUGUACUUAAGUGCUAACCCAACGCUUCUUGAUGCGUAUUCGCGUGGGGAAGAAGAAGAACCCGCCCAGGAAGAUCUGACCGACAAUGAAGCGAAGGUCAUGGGACUUGUUGCACAAGUUACCGGAGUCUCGACGAAAGAAAUAGGACGACAUACCUCCUUUUACCGACUAGGUUUUGAUUCGGUGAUAGCAAUCGCUCUCUCCAGGGAACUAAAACUUGCCGGUUUUGGGCAGAUUGAUAUCUCUGUUAUUAUGAAAAAUGAUUCGAUCGCACGACUUACGAGGAAGAUAUCGCAGAAUACUGACGCCCAGAUACCAAGCUUAGAAUCCAUUCCGACAUUUGAUCAUCUCUUCAGUCGUGAACUAAUAAGCAAAAUCAAGGAAGAGGCUUCUUCGCAUGGGGUCAACGUCACAAAAAUUUUGCCUUGUACUUCCUUACAAGAAGGCAUGCUUUCAGGUAUAUCCACCGGAAAUGAUGCAUCAUACUACAACCAUUUGAUUUUUGAAGUCAAUACGGGCAUCGAGCUCAUAAAGACGGCCUGGAUGAACAUGGUUACGAGGCAUGACAUGCUAAGAACUUGGUUCCGGCAAACUGAUGACGCUCUGUUUCCAUUCGUUCAAGUUGUUCUGGAGCGGCUCGACAUUGCAUGGCAAUCAAUCAAAUGCCCAGUCGCCGAAGCACCCUCGGCCCUGGAAAGAAGCAAGCUCGCAGUCACUGUCAAAGAGGGGCCGCAUUCACUCUAUUCGUUUACUGUUUUACAGUGUGUGGAUUCUACAAAGGUAUUCCUACUAUUAUCUAUACACCAUGCUCUAUAUGAUGGUGAAGCAAUGGAAGUCCUCUUGCAAGAGGUUCAAGAGUGCUUGCUUGAGCAUCAACUUCCACCCGUCGUCCCUUUCGAUCUCUAUCUUCACGAGAUGAUCAAGGUCAACAGCGAUUCAACAGACCAGUUCUGGAGCAAUUACCUGAAAGGUCUUACUCCAACCUUAUUCACAUCACCCUCCUCCCUAGUUAAGGGAAACCCGAUAAUGAGUCGAUCGACUUCCCACAUUCCCAGCUCAAGCUUUACUGAGGUUUGCAAUGCAUGCAAAAGCUCGUCUGUGACCACCUUGAGUUUAUUACAGGCAGCCUGGAGUAGACUGAUAUGCUUACUUUCCGGUUCUCCUGAUAUUUGCUUUGGAGAUGUGGUUAAUUGCAGAAGUUUACCUAUCGACGGGGUCGAAAGAGUAGUCGGCCCAUGCUUCAACACGUUGCCCGUGAGGACAAGCUUGAACGGGAAUAUGACGAACAUAGACUUGAUGAGGAACUUGCAAUCUAACAGAGCAGCCACUCUUCCGUAUCAACUCAGUUCAAUGAGACGAAUUCAGUCGCACUUCAGUCAGCGAGGCCAGAGGAUUUUCGAUUCAUUGUUCCUUCUACAAGGAAGGCCCCUUCAGUUGAAUGAGUCCCUAUGGAGGAUGGUAUCCGAGAAUGGUGUAAUGGACUUCCCUAUUAUAUUUGAAAUCAUACCUCACCCCGAAAGUGACUCUCUGCAGUUCAUUCUCCACUUUGACGAGGGUCUUGUGCCCACAACGGAUAUAGAUACUAUCAUUGCAUAUUACCAUGCUAUUUUAAACCAUACACUACGCUUCCCGGAGGCAAGGGUAAUGGAUUUCUCUUUCGUUGAAUCUGAUGAACAAGUUUCUAGAGGCCUCAGUGUCUUCAGAAAUAUAGGGGAAGCCAAUGGAGAUCAUAAGACCAAUGGAUAUGACAAAUCCGAGGAGUGGAGUGCAGAAAGUCUAGAAAUCCGAGAUCUGCUUUCAGCAAUGUCGAAAGUUGAUAAAAAGCGUAUCAGCAUGGAUACGACCAUUUUUGCGCUGGGACUUGACAGUAUUAAUGCUAUUCAGAUAGCUGGACGUUUUAGAAAAGUCGGCUACGAAAUUUCGGCGGCUGAUAUUCUGGAGGGGCCUUCAAUUCGAGAGAUCGCAUUGGUCCUGCAAGGUUCAAAAUCAAAGGACUGCGUGGGCCUAACACUCCAUAACUUCGACUUCGAUAGCUUCCAAUCAUUGCAUCUGCCCUCUAUCUGUGAUAAGUUGGGAUUAUUGGAAAGUAGUGUUGAAGCUAUCCGACCUUGCACACCACCGCAAGCAGGUAUGCUUGCCUCAUUCAUAAACUCAGAAGGCUUACUCUAUUUUAACAGCCUUACGCUGAAAUCUCCGACACCAUUAAAUCUGAUUGCUCUAAGACUCGUAUGGGAAAGUGUCAUGGAGAGAAACGAGAUGCUGAGAACUGGAUUUUGUGACGUGAAGGAUGACAUAUUCCCAUUUGCGAUGGUGACAUAUCGCCCAGGAGUUAUCGAAUUGCCCUGGAAUGAGUGUCUAUCCCCUCCUAAGAGCAUGUCGGAUGCGAGACGUGAACAACACCUUAAUGGCAAGAGUAUAUUAAAUCAACUCCACCGCCCGCCGUGGUUCCUUAUCGUUAAACCUUGCAGUCACUACACGCUCAUACAGCUUUCAGCCCAUCACGCUCUCUACGACGCUCAUUCAAUGAACCUUAUACUCUCCGAAGUGAUAAAUGUUUAUAAUGGAUCUACUUUACCGCCAGCGAUUCCAGUGUCCCCUGUCCUGGGUUUCAUUGUCGAGAAGUUUCAAUCCCGUGAAUCAGAGAGUUAUUGGAGUGAGGUGGGCCCUUCGUUCAGUGCUACGAAGUUUCCAGACAUGAAUCCUGUCCAUGCUAAAGUAAAUGAUACCCGUUUCCUUUCCCGAGACUGUUCGUUUACCAUGGAGAAACUACAAAAAGGCUGCCGUGAGCUUGGUGUUACAUUACAAGCCCUUGGUCAGGCUGCAUGGUCUCGAAUUCUCUCAUCAUACCUAGGAGAGUCUACUGUUACAUAUGGCUUGGUACUUUCUGGUCGAGAUAUCUCUGAACAAGCUCAGGAUACCGCUUUUCCUUGCCUUACGACGGUGCCAGCUCAGCAAAACGUAGAAGCAACAAAUCGGGAACUGCUUCAGCAGAUCAUGAAAUCUAAUGCCAUGGCUGUGAAAUAUCAAUUUACGUCGCUGGCAAAGAUUCAGCGUCUGAGUAAAGCCGACUCCCCACUCUUUGAUACUCUUUUCGUAUUUCAGAAGCUGGCUUCCACGGAUAAACAAAACCCCCUCUGGGAUGUAGUUGAAGAAAGCAGUCAGACUGAAUAUUCUGUGUCUCUUGAGCUGAUUCCGAGUAACGAUACUCUCAAGCUUGCUGUUACUUACCAAAAUCACAUUCUACCCGACAGCCAGGCCUCCUUGCUCCUUGAUGAACUUGAUUGGUUGCUGACUGAUAUUCUACAAUAUCCCGAUUCAACUUCUUCUUCCCUUGACACUGCAAGCCGUUCCAUUGUGUCUGUUUUACCGAGGAAGGACUCUAAAAUUGACUGUCCAACUCAACUUUUACAUCAAUUUGUAGAAGUUGGAGCAACUAGGCAUCCAUCUAAGGUGGCACUCGAAUUUGCGGAGAGAGUCAAUGGCAAACUCAUUACCCAGAGUUGGACUUACAGAGAUUUGGAUAAACAAGGGAAUAGAUACGCAAAUCUACUUCACCAUCUCGGCGUGAAGCAGGGAACAUUGGUUGGAGUUUCCUUUCAAAAAUGUCCUGAGGCUUACUUCUCAAUACUUGGAGUUCUCAAAGUUGGCUGUGCAUUCUUAGCGAUUGACCCCAGUGCUCCAAUCGCCCGAAAACAAUUUAUAUUGGAAGAUUCGAGGGCAGAUAUCCUUAUGUGCGGAAUAGAACAGAAAGACGAGUUGAAAAAUCUGACUGGCAUCAGGCUGGUCGUGGUAAAUGAAGAGGGUCUAUUGGAUGGAGUGAACUCGACACCUCCAACACUGAGCUUCCCGAUUUAUAGUGAUGCAACCUGCUAUUGCUUGUAUACCUCGGGAAGCACGGGUACACCAAAGGGUUGCGAGAUAACCCAUGAAAAUGCAGUACAAGCCAUGCUAUCAUUUCAAAGAUUGUUUGGAGGCCAUUGGGAUGAAUCGUCUCGGUGGUUCCAGUUUGCUUCAUUCCACUUCGAUGUCUGCGUUCUUGAGCAAUACUGGACGUGGAGUGUAGGAAUAUGUCUAACAUCUUGCCCUAGAGAUACUCUCUUUGAAGACUUUGCGGGAACCCUUCGUGACUUGUCUAUCACACACAUUGAUUUGACUCCUAGCCUGGCACAGUUAAUACAACCUGAGGAUGUCCCGUCCCUUUGCCGUGGUGUUUUUAUCACAGGAGGCGAAAAGCUAAAGCAAGAGAUCCUCGAACAUUGGGGGCCUCAUGAGGUUAUUUACAAUGGAUAUGGUCCAACCGAGGUCACAAUCGGUUGUACAAUGCUUCCACGGGUCACUUCUUCGGAUAAGCCAACUAAUAUUGGUCCGCAAUUUGAUAACGUUAGUGGUUAUGUCUUCAAACAGGGUACCAAUACACCCGUUUUACGCGGUGGUAUCGGAGAGCUUUGUGUGUCAGGCCCACUUGUUGGCAAGGGUUAUCUGAACCGACCACAAUUGACGGCGGAAAAGUUCCAAUAUAUUGAGACAUAUGGAGAAAGAGUUUACCGAACUGGUGACCUAGUACGCAUGAUGCAUGAUGGAAGUUUCUGCUUCCUUGGACGUAUUGAUGACCAAGUGAAGCUUCGAGGUCAGAGGCUUGAGAUCAAUGAGAUAAACCAUGUGAUAAAAAAUUCCACAGAGGGAGUGGGAGAUGUGGUUACAAUGGUACUCAAACAUCCCACCGCAACUAAGGAGCAAAUAGUAUCUUUCACCACCGUCGUUACUUCUGCUUCCGGAGCUGCCUGUCCAGAAGUUGACUUCAGCCCCAAGGCCGGCAGAGUUUUGGAAGCUAUCCGCUCGGAAUGCCGGUCACAUCUGCCAGGAUACAUGAUCCCAACGCAUAUUAUCCCGUUGACGAGGUUUCCGUUAUCGUCUAACAACAAGAUUGAUAACGGUCAAUUGCGAGGAAUAUUUGCAUCGAUGCUACUGAGCGAAAUGCAGGCAUUGUCCAGUCAUGAGCAGGAAAGUCCAACUGAAGACACGGAAACAAUCAGGACGAUAAUUCCUAUUUUGUGUAAAUUUACGAAGGUCGAGGAGAAGACAAUAUCAUCAUCUUCAAAUAUCUUCGAAUUGGGCCUGGACUCUAUUUUGGUGAUAUCCUUCUCUCGAGCGCUACGGGAAGCUGGCUUUCCAGCAGCCCACCCAUCAGUUGUGAUGAAAUGUUCAACUCUUUCGAUACUAGCUAAGGCUAUUGAAUCUCCUGAUAACAACGUUGAAGGCGAGAGGCGCCAGUAUGAGGAUGCAAAGCAAAAGAUAGCAGCAUUUGCCCAAAUGCAUAUGUCACACUUGGCAAACGAACUAGAAGUCGCUCCACAGGAUAUCGAAGCCAUCACUCCAUGCACAUCAUUGCAGGAUGGCAUGCUGUACCAAUGUCUGAGGAAUGAAUCUCACCCUUAUUUGACAUCGUUCAAGUUUCAGCUUGCACCGCACACAGAGGUACCAACGCUUAAGGAAGCUUGGAAACGAGCGCAAGUGUCAUUCCAGUUGCUACGUGCAAAAUUCCCUCUUACAGAUGAUGGAUACGCUCUUGUAGUCCUUAAGGAGGCAACCCUACCGUGGUUUGAACGUGCAACAUCAAAGGACGAUGAACUUGAGAGUACAGUUGAGGGCCGCUUCAAGGAGUGGAACCUUGGUUUCAAUAAUUUCAUGAGCCGGGUCUGGGAAAUCGGUAUCGUAUCCAGCCCAAAACGCAGAUGGAUGUGCCUGAAUAUAUUCCACGGUUUAUACGACGGUAUCAGUCUUCCAAUCAUCCUUGAUGCAGUGAAAAACGUAUACAAUAGCGGACAAAUACCGAGGUCUAUGCCAUUCACCGAAGUACUGCCUCUUGGCCCACUUCGUACUGUGCCUGCUGCUAAAUCAUUCUGGGUCCAACAUCUCGAGGACCUGAACCAAACGACAAUACCACGGAGACCGCUCCCCGAACCUGGCUCCAGAACUUCAACAAUUCGGAUUGAAGGUAUCCAUUGCAUCGAGGAAAUAAGGAGAUCACUAAAUGUUACGGAGCAAGCAAUGUUUCAUGCUUGCUGGGUGUAUACGUUCGAGAGGUACUUUAGUUAUAUACCAACUAUGGGCAUUGUGGUUUCCGGAAGAUCAUUCGACUCGGAAGACGCUGAUACUGCGGUUGGGCCUUUAUUUAACACUAUACCUUGCAAUAUUCCGAAGUUCAGCUUCUCAACCUUUUCUGAGCUUAUUAAAGCUUGCCAUGACUACUCUGUCUCUGUCCUUCCUUUCCAGCAUACUCCGCUGAGGUCAAUAAUGAAAUGGAUUGGUCGAAAUUCUCAGAGACCUCUGUUUGAUGUACUCUUCGUUUUCCAGAAACAAGAAAACAUCACCUCCCAACCAGGGGAAUCGUUAUGGGAACCUGUGGCAUCCUUCGCAGAAGCUGAUUACCCCCUUGCCCUAGAAGUGCAGAGUCAAGGAAGGGGAUCUUUCCAGGUGACGGCCGCAUGUCAAGGAGACAUCUUGACUUCUGACGGUGUUUCCAACUUACUCGAACAGUUCAGGCUAUCUUUACGUAGUCUUGUGGAAGAACCCUUCUCAAAUCUUGGCUUUUCGGGAAAUUCAGCCUCGAUGGAGCCUUCGUCGAAGCAGAUUGCCAUCAAAGUCAUUGGAGACCCUUCACCCAACGUCACUGCCUCGUUUCAAUGGAGUCAAGCAGCUUCAUUGCUGAGACAAGAGAUUGCUAAAUUAGCAAACCUUGAUGUGUCAGAAAUAAAUGAGGACUCCUCAAUCCUUGAAGUUGGCUUGGAUAGCAUAGAUGCCAUCAAACUCUCCUCUCGCCUGAAGCGUGACCACAUAGAUUUGUCCGUAGGCAAUAUCAUGCGAAAUAGGACUAUUCGAACCAUGAUGUCCGAGAUUACAGUUAAUGGCAGCGCCACUAAAGCCGGUCUGACUUACUUGAAAUCUUUAGAGAGUCAAUUACGACGGUCCCUGGAAGAAGAUGGGAGGGACCUAAGAGAUAUUGAACAUAUCUAUCCGGCGACACCCUUGCAGGAAGGCAUGAUCAAUGAAAUGUUAUCAUCUGAUGGUCUUCAUUACUUCAACCAUGACAUCCUGCAGAUCAGCGAAGAUGUGGAUAUCACCACGUUGAAGAAUGCAUGGGAAACUACCGCGAAUCGUCACCCAAUCUUGCGGACUUCCUUUGCCACGGUGCCUGACCCAAAUUUGUCUUGCUCUUAUGCACAACUCAUUCACAAGUCAAGUAUCAAAAUUGACUGGAAUAUUGUUGAUAUUUCGGACAAUUCUAUUGAAUCAAUUCUUGAAGAGGAGCGAGCUAGGGCAUUGUCACUGGUAAUGUCAAAACCACUAUUCAACCUACGCCUUAUUCGAGAUGGAACCAAACUGCUUCUUAUCCUUUCUCUGUCUCAUGCCAUGUACGAUGGAUGGUCACUCAACCUUCUCCAUCAAGACGUAGCGAGCGCCUACUCAGGCCAAGAUAGCGCACGUCCAUCUUAUCAACAUGUCCUUGAAGAUAUUAUCAGCUCAUCGAGAGAGGAAGGUCUGCGGUUCUGGAAGGGCAUACUCUCGGAUGCAAAGCCGAGUAUAUUCCCCUCGCAGCCAGGUGCUGGAGGUCAAGGGGCUCUGGUGCAUCAUGAUGAGACGGCCUCCGAUAUACCACUUUCGCAUGUGUUGAACUUUUGCAAGGCCCACGGCAUUACAGCACAAGCUCUUGGUCUUACGUGCUGGACAAUUGUCCUUGCCAGCUACCUGGGACAGUUGGACGUUCUAUUCGGUACAGUGAUGCUUGGACGAGAUACAGAAGAAGCUUCAAAAGUUGCUUUCCCAACAAUGAAUACCGUUGCCAUCCGUGGAAUCUUACACGGUUCUGUGUCCGAGAUGUUAGAAUACGUGCAGAGGAAUCUGGGCAACAUGUUGGCGCAUCAACACUACCCGCUACGAAAGAUCAAGUCUAUGAUGGGAGCAGGAAAUAAGGACCUUUUCGAUACCCUUUUCAUCUACCAAAAGAGCCCUAGUUUGCAGGAAAGUCAAGAUAAGCCUCUCUACAAAUCGAUUAACAGCUCAUCAGGUGUGGAGUAUCCCAUCUGUGUCGAACUGGAAGCUAUGGGUGACUCCGUGGUAUGGCGUGUUGCCUGCAAAGAUACCAUUUUUAACAAGAAAGAUACCAAUCAACUUAUCCUGCGGCUGUUGCAGGUAUUCAAAGCCAUUAUUCAAUCACCAGAGACAUCCACUGCCGCCUUCGUAGAGACCAGAGAACAGCCAACCCUUGAUAGUGUGACCCAAAACGGCGCUUCUUUACCUGACGGGCCGAGUGGUAUCGCCAUUGAGUCCGCAGUGUGGUCACCGCUGGAAGAGAGGAUCAGAGAUACCUUGUCGCUAGUUGCUGCUGUACCGAAGGAGGAGAUCACCAGGAAUACCACUAUCUUCCAUUUCGGUAUUGACAGUAUCAGCGCUAUCAAGGUCUCUUCAUUACUCAGACGGCAGUCUGUGCUCAUCUCCGUUAGGGAUAUACUGCGAGCGGAGACUGUUGGGAAAAUGGCAGAAGUAGUCAAUUCCGCGCAGGAGAAGAAGCCAACAAUUGCAACUUCAAGAGGAAAACUUUUGUCGCUGCAGAUGCUGAGAAAUAGCAACAUCGACCUACAACUGGGGAAGUAUGGUAUGAAGCAAGAAGAUGUCGAGGCUUUCCUCCCCGCUACGGCAGGGCAGGUUUACAUGCUGGAGAUUUGGAAGAAUUCGCAUGGAAAGCUCUUCUUCCCAGACUUCUUCUACAGGGUUACUGGCCGCAUCACUCAGGGCCAGUUAGACGCCGCAUGGAAAGUUAUGACUGUCAAACUGCCGAUACUUCGGACAGCAAUACUCCCUAUUGGUGACGCCAGUACGCCUUAUGUACUGGCUGAGCUGAAGCAAGUUAAUAAUCCGAUAAUCUGGAGAUCCGAUCUGAGAGUUAAGUCGAACCGUCUCCAUGUCACGGCCAGACAGGGCUCGGGACUUGUGUAUCUAUAUGCUUCUCAGACUGAGACGGAGACAUUGCUGAUGCUACAUAUCCACCAUGCCCUUUAUGAUGCAGUAGUGCUUCAGCAUCUUACCAAUACACUUGAGUCACUAUGCCUGGAUGUGUCCACCCCGGUGGAUGCGCCAUUAGAUAUUGCAGAGUUUAUACAGUACGGCAAGGCUAUGUCUUCCGAAGCCCAGCAGGAGGCAUUCUGGAGGGGCUAUCUAGGAAAAGAUACAACUCCGGUUGCCAAAGAUGCUUCUUGGCCUGUGGUGGACGUCCAACCCGGGGCAGGAAAGUACCAGCCAGCUCUCCUGGGCAAUACAGACUGGCUGAACAAGGUCUGCCAGACAGAAGGAUUAUCAGUGCAGGCCGUGUUCCUGGCAGCCUACUCCAAGGUACAUGUGAGAGAGUUCCAUGUCCGAGGCGCAGACUUGACGGUUGGUGUGUAUCUGGCCAACCGCUCCCACGACCUGGUGGGCCUUCCAGAGCUUGUGGCGCCAACACUGAACAUUGUACCACUCCACAUCCAAGAUCCAGGAUCUCGCUCCGUGUUCGAGAUAGCGCGCAAAAUCCAGAGUGACCUGCAUGAAAUCAGUUCUGCCGAGAACUGCACUGUGUCACUAGCCCAGAUAGCGGAGUGGACAGGAAUCAGGCUCGACACAACAGUGAACUUUAUCAAGUUACCGGAGGUGGCGGCACAGGUAUCAACAGCGACGAGCGGUGCCCCGCAACUAGUUCAGGUCACAGAGGAAGAGGUUCUCGAGUGGCAGAGCAAGGAAAGCUGCAACAGCAACGGCAGCGAGCAAGUGGAUGCGGCGGCAAAGAGCAGCAGCAAGCUUUGGCUGGAAGAGAUGCUUGGAAUAGAGAGUGGAGUUGGAUUGGAGAACGCGGGAGAUGUCUACAAGCCGUCCGUGGAUAUCGAGGCAGCGGUUAGAAACAACACGCUGGAUGUCGGGGUGUUUGGCCCCAGCAGCGACAAGGCUUUGGGGUUGCUAGACGGAGUUCGGCGCGAGCUCCUUGCUCUGCAGGCAUCCAGCGCCAGGUGA
This is a messenger RNA of Trichophyton rubrum CBS 118892, 15189 nucleotides long. RefSeq lists its product as uncharacterized. NCBI's taxonomy places the organism in Eukaryota, Fungi, Ascomycota, Eurotiomycetes, Onygenales, Arthrodermataceae. The record is from RefSeq and is a predicted model, not a curated record. The coding region runs from base 1 to 15189 and encodes 5062 amino acids. Gene Ontology annotation, cellular component: cytoplasm. Gene Ontology annotation, biological process: secondary metabolite biosynthetic process; amino acid activation for nonribosomal peptide biosynthetic process. The transcript is spliced from 9 exons. Gene Ontology annotation, molecular function: catalytic activity; phosphopantetheine binding.